AUGUUUUAUAGCAGCGUGGAUAGCAAUGCUAGGAAUGGAGUGGGCAUUAUAGUGGAUAGACACCUGAAGGAGGAAGUUAUGUCAGUUGAGAGAAGGAAUGACAGAAUUAUGAGUUUAAGGUUGAAUGUUGGUGAGACUGAGACAACACUGCUGAGUGUGUAUGCACCACAAAUAAUGGGAAGGGAUGAAGCAGAGAAGGACGAGUUGUGGAGUGCUAUGGAUGAGGUGAUGAUGGCAGUACCAAAGGAAGACGGAGUUCUUGUUGGUGGAGACCUGAAUGGCCAUGUAGGGGGUAACAAUGAUGAAGAGGAAAGAGUUUUUGGGAGACAGAGCUUUGGAAGGAGGAAUGAAGGAGGACAGCGAAUUGUAGACCAUGCUGUGGCCUUUGACUUAGCAAUAAUGGACACAUUCUUUAGGAAGAGAGAAGAGCAGCUGAUAACAUACAGGAGUGGAGGUCGAAGGAGCCAAAUUGAUUAUUUGCUAUGGAGGAGAUAUCACCUGGAAGAAAUAAAGGAUGUCAAAGUUAUUAAUGGUGAUAAUGUGUCUGCACAGCAUAAAUUGUUAGUGAUGGACUGA
Nilaparvata lugens (brown planthopper) is the source of this 576-nucleotide messenger RNA. RefSeq names its product craniofacial development protein 2-like. The record is from RefSeq and is a predicted model, not a curated record. NCBI's taxonomy places the organism in Eukaryota, Metazoa, Arthropoda, Insecta, Hemiptera, Delphacidae. Gene Ontology annotation, biological process: chromatin remodeling. The transcript has a single exon. The coding region runs from base 1 to 576 and encodes 191 amino acids. Gene Ontology annotation, cellular component: nucleus.